Molecule: messenger RNA, 3041 nt
Organism: Populus euphratica (Euphrates poplar)
Lineage: Eukaryota; Viridiplantae; Streptophyta; Magnoliopsida; Malpighiales; Salicaceae
Product: F-box protein At5g51370-like
Exons: 4
Coding region: 91-1629 (512 amino acids)
Biological process (GO): SCF-dependent proteasomal ubiquitin-dependent protein catabolic process
Cellular component (GO): SCF ubiquitin ligase complex
Molecular function (GO): protein binding
Source: RefSeq, a predicted model, not a curated record
AUUUAAAGAACCAAAGACCGACAUGAAGGAAAGGCAAAAUUCCCUCCAAUUACAAAGAGAAAAGAAAAGAUUUUUAACCCGAAAAAAGAAAUGUCAAUAUCACAAGAGGAAGAAACAACAAAUCCUAACCCUAAUAUCAAUUCCAAGACACUACCAAUACCAAUACCAACACUGACAUCCUUAAACAGAAAAACCAGAACCUCUAGCUUACCAGAACUGUUGUUCAAAGAGCGAGCACUAAAGCAUGGGACUUCGAUAAUGAAAUAUCGGUCAAAUAGCCCGUUUGCAUCACCUCGACCUGUAGCAUCGCCUCAAUCUGUCCCACAAAGAACUUUAGGCUUCCAUUCUCAUGAACCGACGGGACUCGAUUACACCUCCCUUCUCAAUGAUGAGAUUCUCCUUCAAGUCUUCAGUAAAGUCCCAGUUUCACAACAUGUUUCCAGCUCUCGUGUUUGCAAAAGAUGGUUGUUCAUUCACGGACGUUUGGUGCAAUCAAUAAAGGUAAUAGAUUUUCGUUUCGUUAAUUCGGGUCGGGUUUUUACCCGGUUUCCAAAUUUGGAAAAUAUUGAUAUUGCCCAUGCUUGUAUUAAAAUGCCUAGGAAUUCUGGGAUUCUGAUUACUAGGAAUAAUUCAUCUGUUUAUAUUGGUACUAAGUUGUUGUCUGAUGUGUUUAUUGAAGAAAGUGAUUUAUUAUCGUCGGAUUUGAUUGAUAAUGGGCUCGAAUUGAUUAGUAAAUGGUAUCCCAAUUUGAGGAGAAUUUCUGUAUUUGGCAGCAGUGAAAAUGGAUUGUUGUGUGUUUCGAGUAAGUGCAAAAUGUUGCAAGAAUUGGAGUUGCAUUGUUGUGGGGAUAUGUCUUUGAAGGGGAUAUCCGGGCGUAGGAAUUUGCAAGUUUUGAAAUUGAUUGGGUGCGUUGAUGGAUUUUUUAAUUCGAUGGUGAGUGAUAUUGGGUUGACGAUAUUAGCUCAAGGGUGUAGGAGGUUAGUGAAGCUUGAACUAUGUGGGUGUGAAGGGAGCUACGAUGGGAUUAAGGCGAUAGGGCAGUGUUGUCAAAUGCUUGAAGAAUUGACUAUUAGAGAUCAUAGAAUGGAUGGUGGCUGGCUGGCUGCAUUAUGUUUUUGUGAAAAUUUGAAGACUUUGAGGUUGCAGUCAUGUAAGAGUAUUGAUUCAAGUCCUGGUCUGCCUGAGCAUUUGGGGUCUUGUCCUACACUUGAAGAGUUGCACUUGCAGCAAUGUCAGAUGAGGGAUAAGCAAGCGGUGAAGGCUUUGUUUUUAAUUUGCAAGACUGUUAGGGAAAUUGUUUUGCAGAACUGUUGGGGAUUGGAGGAUGAAGUAUUUGCAACUGCAACUGUUUGUAGGAGGGCAAGGCUUUUGUCUUUGGAAGGAUGCUCAUUGCUGACGACAGGUUGUUUGGAGUCAGUUAUUCUGAAUUGGAAGGAACUUGAAAGACUAACAGUAAUUUCCUGUAACAAUGUAAAAGACAGUGAAAUAACUCCUGAUCUGGCAACUCUGUUUUCUGUUCUGAAAGAAUUGAAAUGGCGACCAGAUUCCAAAUCUCUCCUGUCAGCAGGUCUUGCAGGGACUGGAGUGGGAAAUAAAGGUGGCAGAUUUUUCAAGGGAUUGAAAAUCUGACUGGAACAUUUGAUGGCUAGUAUAUGGUUUCAAUUUGAACAUUUGAUGAUUUCUUGGCAGCUACAAACUAAGUUGACGAUAAAGUGUACUCUGUAGAUUAUAGUAAUUUUCAUAUCUAAUUUAGACGAUUUAGCACAGCGGUAUCAGAGGAGGACCUGUCAGUGUAUUUCUCAAAGAGCCCGCUAAAGCGGAGCUUAUGAGAAGCAUUCCAAUACCCUAGAACCCCCUUUGAUUUGUGGGGGUGAAAUCCAUGUCAAAUUGAAUUUCUUUUGUCAGUUUAUGACUGGAGAAGUUUUCUCCAACGUUCAAAUAGGCCAGAUAUUCUAACAGAGCUAGUUAGUUGCUAGGAAUGAGAACAAAGUGCAAGAUUGAUGGGCCUGCUAAUACAACAAUUUUUUUUGCUGCUUUUAUUUUUGUGGAUCUCUAUGCAUGAUUCAUGAAGUUUUUAAUCAUUAUACAGAUUAUUGGCGAUGCUGCAGCUUCAAUAUAGGUCCAAGGAGCUUUUUAUCAUAUCUUGUUAUCGAAAACAUUUUGGAAGGUAAUAUUUACUGUUUUAAUACUAAAUUGUCACUCAAUACAGGAUCCUUGCAGCCUGUGUUUUUUUUUUUUUGGGUCUCUUUGUUUUCUUUAUCUUGCAGAAAUGACCAACAUCAUUAAGCAAUGACAAGAAGUAUCUAUUGGAUGUCUUCCCUCUCAGAAAAACUUUUAGAAGUUACGGUUCUGCAGUGACAGGACCAGGGGUACAAAUUGUUUGCUGCUUGUCUACAGAUUUCAUGUUGCUUAUUUGUCAAUCGGAUCAAGGCUGAUGUUGUAGCGGGCUAUUGGCAGCUAGAUAUGAGAAAAAGAAGGUCCAAUAACUUAUCGUCAUAGCGUAUGAACUCGAAUGACGGACCAUAGAAGAAACUGAUUAAGCAGAGGGCAGAAUUCGAUUGUGAGAAUUCCUUAUGUAUAUUGCUGGUGAUACCUUGAUUUCAGAAGACUAGAUAAAUACAGUUUCAAAGACAACUCUUGAUUGAUAUACACAGAAAGGUGCUUGGAGAGGACUGCCAAAGAAAAUUGUAGCAAGACGGGUGAAGUGAAAGGUGCAAGAUAUUGUUUCACUGUAGAAGAUAUUAAAUCAGAGAAAACUGUUGUAAGAUGAAUAAUACUAGAUCAUUGUUUUAUAGUAACAGGCAAAAGCCUGCUGUGCAAUAUGCAGUGGCUAUAGACCAUAGUUGAGAACCCUAAUAAUGGCUCGAUGAAUUGACUGUGGGGAGCGGCAAAUAUGGAGACACAAGCUGGAAUUUUCAGACCAGUACAGGUUUUUUUUUUUUUGUGGGAUGGGAUUAUAACUUUGGCAAGGAUACAUCAUGUUCACAGGCUAGGAUUUCUUCUCAAAUAAAAUACUGUUAUUAACUCAAAUUAUUUAAUCA